Messenger RNA from Rhincodon typus (whale shark), 1832 nucleotides. RefSeq names its product dnaJ homolog subfamily C member 5-like. Lineage: Eukaryota; Metazoa; Chordata; Chondrichthyes; Orectolobiformes; Rhincodontidae. The record is from RefSeq and is a predicted model, not a curated record. The transcript is spliced from 5 exons. The coding region runs from base 157 to 699 and encodes 180 amino acids.
UUUGUUACUGGUCGCAAGACUUGUUACAUGUAAAUAACAGAACUUCAGCAGCAGAUUUCAGGAAGUACUUGUACAAGGUUUCUUACCAAGUUAUAUUCUAGCCAGCAGAAUAAUUGCUGCACACGUUGGAUCCAAGCAAAGACUGAGGUAGCUAUAAUGGCCAAUAGACGGGAGCGAGCAAAUUCAACAAGUGGCGAAACUCUCUACAGGAUUCUACAUUUGCCAAGAAAAUCUACGCCAGAAGAGGUUAAAGCAGCGUACAGAAAGCUGGCGCUGAGAUAUCACCCAGAUAAAAAUCCAGAUGACCCUACAGCUGCUGAGCUGUUCAAAGAAAUAAACAGAGCCAAUGCCAUACUGUCUGAUGAAAAGAAGAAGCGUAUCUAUGACUCAUUUGGCUCGGUCGGGCUGCAAAUGGCCUCCAUGCUUGGGGACGAUGGGGAAAACAUCCUAGCCUCAAAGAAUAACUGCUGCAUAAAGUUUUUGGCCUAUUUCUGUACGAUUAUCACUUGCUGUUGCUGCUGUUUGUGUUGUUGUUUCUGCUGUGGCAAGUGUUUACCAAAGGCUGAUCAAACCAGUGAAAGCUCUGAGGACAUUCCCACAGAUGAUUCAAACCCUAUCUUGGAUCAGCCAUACACCAUAUAUAGUGAAAACAGUCCAUUAAACCAGGAGUAUGAUAGCAGCUACAACACAGUUAAAUAAGGAGAUUUGAGACAUUUGCUUUCAGUGGAUAUUACAGCCCAAUUCAACUUUUUGAAGACUUAGUAGAACUUUCAAAAUAAGUCAUUACUUUCAUACGUUUAUGGCACAGAAGGGAGUUUAAUUGCUGCACACUCUGCUUUGCCUCUCUGUUUGAUACCGAAUUAUAUGUGAAGAGGUAUAAACAUUCUCCCUCUGUCAAGUAAACCUUGUACUUCAACCUUCCUUGAAGAAACAAACCAUGACCCAAAUUCUGGAAAAGUAAAUCUGUGGGAAUUUCCUUCUUAAUUCCCUAGGUUAAUCAAGCAAAUUCCAAGGAAUAUGGCUAAAACAUGAUGCACCACUUAAAAAAAAACCUCCUUAACCCUCCCAAAAUAUUACAAUAAAAUCUACAGCAAGACCUUUUGGCUCAGUUGGUCUACGCCAGCAUUAAUGCUUGACACAAGCCACUACCACUCCAAUAGCCUGUUCCCAACCUGCCCAUAUCAAUAUAUUCCCUCAUCCCUUAUGUGUACAUUAAGCUUCAUGCAUCAAUAUUCUCUGUUUUAUACACUCCAUAUGAUAGGGAUUUGGACAUUCUCACCAUUCUCGCUACAGAAAAGGGUGAAAAUGUAAAGUUGUUAGGUGGUUAUUCACUUAAGCUUCAAUAGAGUUUUAAAAAAAUGGCAUUAGAUGGUGCUAUGUCUCACUUUCCUUAACAGUGGCAGAGCCAGGGUAGGUUCAUGAUCCUCUUCCCUUCACUGCCAGUCAAUCAAUCCCUAAUUCCAUUAUCAUUCUCAUUAGUGAAGAGUCAAAGGAAAAUGAAGGUAUCAGAUUGGAGAAGGCCAUUAGAAUGCACCCAAGUGUCAUCCCUACUUUCUAUCGCACAUUAUCCUUCCUACUCUUCAAUAUCCAUGUGCCAAAAAUGUGCCACUACCCCUUUGAAAUUUGUAACAUUCCCCACUUGCAGUGCUCCCCUGGCACCACCCUCAGCCCAUGCACCUGACCUGAUAUUGCUGUGCUCUGUAACUAGUUAGAAUGUAACACUUGGAGUGAAAUGGUCUUCCUCUGUAUUGUGGAAUUAAGGACAUUCUUAAAAACAGAAAACCAUGUGGAUAUUUAGGAACUAUGGGAAAAUAAAUAAUUAAAUAAUAUGA